GCAGUCCUUCCUGCGGACGACAAAAGCCGAGACCCGGAGCGGGGAGGCGGUGGCCCCGGGCACAAGGCGGCCGCUGCUCGGGCUGGGAGGCCCCAUGUCGCCGCCCCCGGCCCCGCUCCUGGCGCUGAGACCCGGGGAGACCCGGCCUGGUUGCAGGAAGCCCGGGGCCGUGAGGUUCGCGGACGUGGCCGUGUACUUCUCCCCGGAGGAGUGGGGGUGUCUGCGGCCCGCGCAGAGGGCCCUGUACCGGGACGUGAUGCGCGAGACCUACGGCCACCUGGGCGCGCUCGGAUUCCCGGGCCCCAAACCAGCCCUCAUCUCUUGGAUGGAACAGGAGAGUGAGGCUUGGAGCCCCGCCGCCCAGGAUCCUGAGGAGGGGGAAAGCCUGGGAGGAGCUCUGAGAGGAACAACUAAAACCCCCAAAGAGCAGAAGUGGCUUCGGGUCUGCCUUUCAUAUCCUCAAGCAAGACAAACUGGUACAAGAGAAAAUGCCCAGAGACACCCCAAACAAGAUGGAAGACGAACCCGAGGAAGAGCCAGGAACCAAGGGACCUGGAAAGAUUCCUGGGAAGGAGCGGUGGGAGGAGCUGGUUACAUACAACCCUGGCUCGACUAUCAGCGUGGCCUCGGCAAGAGCACAGCCAUCCACGAAAGCUGCCAGGGACCAAAUGGCAGGCGCGCAGUCCCCUGUCGUGGUGCCCAGCGUGGACGCCCAGGCCAGCCAACGGCGCCACGUUUGUACAGACUGUGGCCGCCGCUUCACCUACCCCUCGCUGCUGGCCAGCCACCGGCGCAUGCACUCGGGGGAGCGGCCCUUCCCCUGCCCCGAGUGUGGCAUGCGCUUCAAGAGGAAGUUCGCUGUGGAGGCGCAUCAGUGGAUCCACCGCUCCUGCUCGGGCGGGCGGCGGGGCCGCAGGCCUGGGAUCCGGGCUGUGCCUCGGGCCCCAGUUCGUGGUGACCGGGACCCACCUGUGCUCUUUCGGCACUACCCGGACAUCUUUGAGGAGUGCGGAUGAGUGGCUCCCACAGGCUGGAGUUGAGCCUGACCUCGACACUGAGGACUGACUGAGCCCUGAGUGAGGCUCCUGAGUCAGGGACUUGGGAACUAAAAUCCAUCCCUUGGGCUUCCCUCAAGGAUCCCUCAAGUUUCCAAACUUGUAAAAAGAAAAGUGCCUGUAAAGAUUCAGAUAGAUUAAACUUGACAUCUCUCU
Messenger RNA from Cynocephalus volans (Philippine flying lemur), 1211 nucleotides. Its product is annotated as zinc finger protein 688-like. The record is from RefSeq and is a predicted model, not a curated record. The transcript is spliced from 4 exons. NCBI's taxonomy places the organism in Eukaryota, Metazoa, Chordata, Mammalia, Dermoptera, Cynocephalidae. Bases 95 to 958 code for a protein of 287 amino acids. Gene Ontology annotation, biological process: regulation of DNA-templated transcription.